Thrips palmi is the source of this 1827-nucleotide messenger RNA. RefSeq names its product proton-coupled amino acid transporter-like protein pathetic. Gene Ontology annotation, cellular component: vacuolar membrane. NCBI's taxonomy places the organism in Eukaryota, Metazoa, Arthropoda, Insecta, Thysanoptera, Thripidae. Gene Ontology annotation, biological process: amino acid transmembrane transport. Gene Ontology annotation, molecular function: amino acid transmembrane transporter activity. The coding region runs from base 251 to 1756 and encodes 501 amino acids. The transcript is spliced from 8 exons. The record is from RefSeq and is a predicted model, not a curated record.
CUUCAUUCUUGCUGUGCGGUGGUCGCGCACGGACGCCUGUCAUCGCACCGUGUUCGCAGCGUGUUGCGUCCGCGAGUCCGAGCCGCGAGCCGCGUCAGCCCGUGCGUUCGGCUGCUGUGCGACGCCGUGCGACGCUGUGCGCACCGGGGAUGGACCCAGGACCUCCACUGCGAAGACAGGCCAGCCAGCCCAGCCGCCCCCACAGGACUAGGCGGUGAUUGUGAGACUUGACCCGCACGCCACCGUCGCCAUGCCGGCCGCCAUGCUAGACACCGAGCGCGCCGACCUGGCCAUGGAGUUCCUCAGGUCCUCCGUCGGCAUGAAGGCGCGCAACAAGGUGUCCCCGUGGGCGGCGCAGGGGCAGGCCGAGAAGGCAGUGGAGGAGAAGUCACCGGGCGCCGGGCCGCCCGGCCAGCCAGGGGCCCCACCGCCAGGCCCGCCGCCCGGACAGCCCGACCAGCCCUGGCGAGAGGACGCCGACUAUGACCCCUUGGCCGAGAGGGUGGUGCGACUGCCGUACUCGAACGUCGGCGCGCUAGCCCAUCUGCUGAAGGGCGCCAUGGGCGCCGGGCUGCUGGCCAUCUCGCUGGGCUUCAAGAUGAGCGGGCUGGCCGUCGGCGUCCUCAGCGGCGUCGUCAUCGCCGUGGCCUGCACGCACUGCUGCACGCUGCUGGUAAACAACUCGCGCGUUCUCUGCAAGCGGCUGCGCGUCCCCAGCCUGGACUUCCCCAGCACCGUGGAGGCCGCCUUCCUGACGGGCCACUCCCGCAUCCGGCGGUACGCGCGCGCCUGCCGCUUCAUGGUCAACUUCAUGCUCUGCUUCACGUACCUGGGGCUGCCCAUCAUUUUCAUCGUCGUCAUCUCGACGUCGGUGCAACAGCUGGUGCAGCACUACACCGAGUACGAGCUCAACGUGCGCUUCUACAUCCUGAUGCUGGUGCCCUUCGUGAUGGCCAUGGGGAUGAUCCGCGACCUCAAGUGGCUGGUGCCGCUGUCGCACGCCAGCAACUCGCUCUUCCUGACGGGGCUCAGCAUCACCAUGUACUACGUGCUCAAGGACGCCCCCAGCCCCCUGACGGUGCGCCAGUACGGCUCCGUCAGCGACUACCCACUCUACCUCAGCGCUAUGAUCUACGGCAUGGAGAACAUCGGCGUGAUCCUGCCCGUGGAGAACACGAUGCGGCACCCACAGCACCUGGUGGCGGGCAGGAACGUGCUGGUCUGGUCCAUGGCCAUCAUCGCCUUCUUCUACAUCUUCAUCGGCGCGGCCGGCUUCGUCGCGUUCGGCGAGGCCACGCGGGAGAACAUCAUCCUCAACCUGCCCAUCGCCGAGCCGGCGGCGCAGGCCGUGAAGGUGGUGAUCCCGCUGGGCGUGCUGCUGUCGUACGGGCUGCAGCUGUACGUGGUGCCCGUCACCCUGUGGAGCGGCCUGCACCACCGCGUGCCGGACGCGCGGAAGGACGCCGCCUACAACCUGCUGCGCGCCGGCACCGUGCUGUUCACGGUGGUGGUGGCGCUGGUGGUGCCCAACCUGCGGCCGGUGCUGGCGCUGGUGGGGGCCGUGGGCUUCUCCUCGCUGGGACUGCUGUUCCCCGCCACGGUGGACCUGGUGGUGUCCUGGCCCGGCGCGUCGGCGCUGCGCGUCGCCAAGAACGUCCUCAUCGUGCUGUUCUGGCUCGUGGCGCUGCUGUCGGGCACGUACAGCGCCCUGCUGGAGAUCAGGGACACGUACUUCACCGAGUCGCAGCCGUUAUGACACCUGUGCUCCUUUUCUACUCGUUCUUACCGCUUAAAUAUAGGUCUAUUUUUUAGUAACGCGUCAACCGA